AUGGAUGACGCUGAUAAGCCUGAUCCCGUCCUCAAACAAGUACCACUAAUCAAAAACCCUUCCUAUCAACCACCAAAGGCUAUAUCGUUGAGAGCCAACUACAGCAAACUCUUGCCGACAUUGUCCCAAACUGUCAUUCCGCCAAAUCUCAACAUAUCAAAGGAGGACAUUGACAAAUGGAUCAAUGACUUAGACCAGCUCAAAAAUAAGAUUGCGAAUGAGCUGGGAACGGAUGAUUCUGUGAAAAGUUAUGAGUCCUGGAUCAAAGAACAGACCACCAAAGUUGCACCGGGGUUCGACUACAAUAUUCUCACCCCAAAGAAGUGA
Messenger RNA from Lodderomyces theae, 327 nucleotides. It is a transcript of the gene MVB12, whose product is annotated as Mvb12p. Lineage: Eukaryota; Fungi; Ascomycota; Pichiomycetes; Serinales; Debaryomycetaceae. The transcript is spliced from 2 exons. The record is from RefSeq and is a predicted model, not a curated record. The coding region runs from base 1 to 327 and encodes 108 amino acids.